Molecule: messenger RNA, 1281 nt
Organism: Rhinolophus ferrumequinum (greater horseshoe bat)
Lineage: Eukaryota; Metazoa; Chordata; Mammalia; Chiroptera; Rhinolophidae
Gene: CLEC1A
Product: C-type lectin domain family 1 member A
Exons: 6
Coding region: 240-1052 (270 amino acids)
Source: RefSeq, a predicted model, not a curated record
CAGAAAACACAUGCUGUUUCCCCUUUGCCUGACCAAUUUGGCAUCCAGAGUACAAGUUCACAAGAGAGGGGCUGGGCCUCUCCCGGCAGGAACUAGAGUCAGAGGCUUCCCUGCCACUUGCUGGGAGAAAAGAACAUUAGGAAUGCCUUUCAGUGUCUGGGUUCCUGAACUGUCUCAUAGCCGCCAGGCAUCUUGGGGCAAUCCAACCAGAGCUCCCCCUCACCCUUGCAGGAAUCCUGAUGCAGGCCAAAUAUAGCAGCACGAGGAAUAUGCUGGAUGCUGAUGAAGACACCACCGUGAGCCUGUAUUCUCGAGCCUCUACUACAAUCCAGCGGCCAGAGCCUAGGCACACAGAGCACCGGCCUCCCUCUUUAGCGUGGCGUCCAGCGGCCCUGACCCUCCUCACUUUGUGCCUGGUGCUGCUGAUGGGCCUGGCAGCGCUUGGGCUUGUGUUUUUUCAGUACUACCAGCUCUCCAAUAGUCAGCAAGACAGUAUUUCUGAAAAGGAAGAAAGAUUGGGAAAUCUCUCCCGACAGCUGCAAUCUCUCCAAACUCAGAACAGGAAGCUUGCAGAAACUCUGCAGCGUGUGGCUGAAAAACUCUGUCGUGAGCUCUAUAACAAAACUGGAGAGCACAGAUGUAGCCCUUGCCCAGAAAAAUGGAAGUGGCAUGGGGACAAAUGCUACCAGUUCUAUAAAGAGAGCAGGAACUGGCAAGGCUGUGAAUAUGUCUGCAUUGCUGAGCACUCCACCAUGCUGAAGAUAAACACACAAGAAGUGUUGGAGUUUGCCAUGUCUCAGAGCUACACUGAGUUUUUCUACUCGUAUUGGACAGGGCUAUCCCGCAAUGGCAGUGGCAAGGCCUGGCUCUGGUUGGAUGGAACCCCUUACACCUCUGAACUAUUUGAGAUAAUUAUAGAUUUCACCAGCCUAAGAAGCAGGGACUGUGUGACCAUCCUCAAUGGAAAGGCUUUCUCAAAAGACUGCAAAGAGUUAAGGCGGUGUGCCUGUGAAAAAAUGGCGGCCACAGUCAAGCCAGAGAAACUCCAUUAGCUUCUUUGCAUGAUUACAUGAAGGUGAUUGACACUCCAGCUGCAACUACAACUUCGAGUUCCCUUCAGAGAAACUUAAGAUCAGAACAAAAGUUGCACUUGUAAUAGUUUGGUUCCAGUUCCUAUUUUUUUCAAUUUGAUCCAUGUUUAUACAAUUGAACAAAAAGUCUGAGCCAAGUAAUGUCAAAGCAAGGGAUACUGAAACAUUGGGAAACAGAAAAAAAAAAAAA